GGAGGCCCAAGGGAAAGCGUUCGUGUGGGUUCUAGUCCUGGACUCCAGUCCCAGAGGACAGCGGGGGAAACCGAGGCCCGAGCGGGGGUAAUGAAGGUGUUGCUCUUCACGGGGCUGGGGGCCCUGCUCUUCGCUUACUACUGGGAUGACAACUUCGACCCCACCAGCCUUCGGGGAGCCCGCGUGCUGCUGACGGGGGCCAGUGCCGGCGUGGGCGAGGAGCUGGCCUAUCACUACGCCCGGCUGGGCUCACACCUGGUGCUCACUGCCCCCACCGAGGCCCUCCUGCAGAAGGUGGUAGGGAACUGUCGGAAGCUGGGUGCACCCAAGGUCUUCUACAUUGCGGCGGACAUGGCCUCCUCUGAGGCUCCCGAGCACGUGGUGCAGUUUGCCCUGGACAAGCUGGGCGGGCUGGACUACCUUGUGCUGAAUCACAUGGGCAGCACCCCGGCCGGCAUGCGGGUCCGCAGCGCCCAGACCACACGCUGGCUCAUGCAGGUGAACUUCCUGAGUUACGUGCAGCUGACUUCGCUGGCGCUGCCCAGCCUGACGGACAGCAAGGGCUCUCUGGUGGUGGUGUCCUCGUUGCUCGGCCGCGUGCCCGCGUCCUUCUCCAUCCCGUACUCCGCGGCCAAGUUCGCGCUCGACGGCUUCUUCGGCUCCCUGCGGCGGGAGCUGGACGUGCAGGACGUGAACGUGGCGGUCACCUUGUGCGUCCUGGGCCUCCGCGAUCGCGCCUCCGCCGCCGAGGGGGUCAGGGGCGUCUCGAGGGCCAGGACGGCUCCCGGGCCCAAGGCGGCCCUGGCUGUGAUCCGUGGCGGGGCCACACGGGCCUCGGGCGUCUUCUACCCGUGGCGACUGCACCUGCUGUGCCUGCUGCGGGGCUGGCUCCCGCGCCCGCCCGCCUGGUUCGUGCGCCAGGACCUCAACGUGUCCGCGGCCGCCGCGGCCUGAGCCCCGGGGCCGGGGCCGCCCUCCGCCGGCCCUCACGGUCCAUCCCGCCG
Molecule: messenger RNA, 1004 nt
Organism: Dipodomys spectabilis (banner-tailed kangaroo rat)
Lineage: Eukaryota; Metazoa; Chordata; Mammalia; Rodentia; Heteromyidae
Gene: Hsd11b1l
Product: hydroxysteroid 11-beta dehydrogenase 1 like
Exons: 8
Coding region: 91-954 (287 amino acids)
Cellular component (GO): intracellular membrane-bounded organelle
Molecular function (GO): oxidoreductase activity
Source: RefSeq, a predicted model, not a curated record